Caenorhabditis remanei is the source of this 855-nucleotide messenger RNA. RefSeq lists its product as uncharacterized. The record is from RefSeq and is a predicted model, not a curated record. Lineage: Eukaryota; Metazoa; Nematoda; Chromadorea; Rhabditida; Rhabditidae. Gene Ontology annotation, molecular function: metallocarboxypeptidase activity; zinc ion binding. The transcript is spliced from 5 exons. Gene Ontology annotation, biological process: proteolysis. Bases 1 to 855 code for a protein of 284 amino acids.
AUGAUAUUUCUGACAGCUCGAGUUCAUCCAGGAGAGUCUCCGAGUAGUCAUGUAAUGCAUGGAAUCAUUGAAUUUCUUGUUUCGAAUGAUGAUCGAGCACAGAAACUUCGGAAAGUUUAUUGUUUUAAAAUCAUUCCAAUGCUCAAUCCAGAUGGCGUUUAUCUCGGAAAUUAUAGGCGAGUUCAAACUGUAUUAUGCUCUUUGAUGGGUUACGACCUGAAUAGAAUGUGGAGAAAUCCAUCAGAAUGGGCGCAUCCGUCGAUUUAUGCUGUGAAAAAUCUACUGACUCAAUAUGAUAAUAAUCCACAAGCACAAACUGUUAUCUACGUGGAUCUGCAUGCUCAUUCUCAGAAACCAAAUUGCUUUUUGUACGGAAAUGUUUCUAUGACAGCAGUAGGUUUUUAUUUCGAAAACAAAAAAUUUGAAUGGUUUCCGGUGGAAGAAAAGUCAACAUCUCGUCAAUUGUGGUUUCCCCAUUUACUCUCAGAACUCUCUGAAGAUUAUUCGCUUGAAUUCACUCAAUUUAAUACGGAUAUCGAGAAAGCAGGCACUGGAAGAAGAACAAUGGGUGAAUUACUAUCAUGUCUCUGUUAUACUCUAGAAGUUUCAUUCUUUUCGUAUCGCCACGUCGAUUCGUCUGGAAACGGAAUUCAACACACUACUCCAUAUUUACAGUACAAAUAUGAAGCUCUUGGAGAAGCAUUUUGUAGAGCACUUCUCAAUUUUUAUGAAGCAGAUUGUGGACUUCGAGAAGUGAUACUUGAACGUCCAUUCAAAUCAUUUCUACCCGCACGAGCACAGAAAAGUUUAAAAAAGCAAGCAAGAAAAGUUAUACAAACAGUUAUGAUGAAAUGA